AUGUCGUCCGAGACCCCACAGGAUCUGUGGCUUGAGCGAUCUCGUCUCGCUGGAAUGAUAUUAGGAGCGGUAUCCUACGGCGGAUUCUCUAUCCUUACAGCGCAAGCCGCGACUGCUCUCACGCAAAAGCCUCGCCGUGGGGGGAAAAUUGCAGAUCAUCGCUUCGCUCUUAUAUCCUACGUCUUGAUCACGUUCGUAUUGGCGACGAUAGGCUUCGCUGCGAACGCAAAAUACACCCAGACGAUCUGGAUAGACCUUCGUGACUCUACGCCUGGUGGGCCGAUCGCACUAAUUGUGAACGAAAUGGAUUAUCCUAUCAAUGUCGUGGCGAUUGCCAGGCAAGUACCUUCGUUCACUCAUCUCAUACUGCCCGUGUUGACAGUUCCGUCUAGUUACUUCGUCAUGGAGUGGUUUAUGCAAGCCUUACUUCUUCACCGUUGUUUUGUGAUAUGGAAUUGGACACGAUACGUCAUGGUCCCGAUGAUCACCCUCUAUGUUGCCAUGAUUGUAACAUCUAUCCUCGUCUUGAUCCAGUCGAGCACUGGCGCCGUAUGGUACAAUAUCAACACCGAGCUUAUCUACCUCUGCCUCGAAGUGGGGCUCACUGUGAUGUACUCCGUUCUCGUGACGAGUCGUUUGCUCGCCAUGCGAGACCUGAUGAAGCGUGUCAUGCGGGAAUACGAUUCUAGCACCUAUGAUACCGUCGCCCUGAUGGUCGUCGAGUCCGCCAUGCUAUACAUUGCAUAUGCCAUUAUUUUCAUAGUUUCCUUCGGUAUGCAUUCAAAUGUCUCCAAUCUAUGCUUCCUGUCUAUUAGCCAUGUCCAGGGCAUUGCCCAAUUGCUCAUCAUCAUCCGUGUAGCACGGGGGAGGGCAAUCACAUCCGAGGUAACCCGAGUUGCUGCAGCAUGUACGACUAUGGCAUUCUCAGCGUCUGUAUUGGAUGAAACAGAGGGAAUCAAUGAGCAGACAGCGAGGUCUGUGCAGGAUGGUGUUCAGUUGUAUUCAGUUUCUACAACGGCGGGGGAAACAGAGGACGGUUUUGAACUUCAUACGCAUGAAUUCAUGGACAAGCUCCUUACCCCUGAUCGGCGGAAACCUCCGGACCUUUGGAAUUAUUACCAAUCAUAG
Messenger RNA from Suillus paluster, 1128 nucleotides. RefSeq lists its product as uncharacterized. The record is from RefSeq and is a predicted model, not a curated record. The coding region runs from base 1 to 1128 and encodes 375 amino acids. The transcript has 6 exons. NCBI's taxonomy places the organism in Eukaryota, Fungi, Basidiomycota, Agaricomycetes, Boletales, Suillaceae.